This is a messenger RNA of Zingiber officinale, 1577 nucleotides long. RefSeq names its product homeobox-leucine zipper protein HAT5-like. Lineage: Eukaryota; Viridiplantae; Streptophyta; Magnoliopsida; Zingiberales; Zingiberaceae. Gene Ontology annotation, biological process: positive regulation of DNA-templated transcription. Gene Ontology annotation, cellular component: nucleus. The transcript has 4 exons. Gene Ontology annotation, molecular function: DNA-binding transcription factor activity, RNA polymerase II-specific; sequence-specific DNA binding. The record is from RefSeq and is a predicted model, not a curated record. The coding region runs from base 469 to 1308 and encodes 279 amino acids.
UACGAAAAAAAGGCAGCAGCCCCAAUUCUGGAGAAAUCUCCCCGGAAUCUCCUGCUCCGGUGGCAGAGCCACCUAGACAUCUCGACCUCUUUCUCCCGGGAAACGGAUCGUUCUCCGGCGGGUCUCCGCCGGAAGGAAGAGGUAGCGGAGGGCUCUUCUAUUUGUCCUCUCUGCUCUUGCUAGCCGUGGUCUUUCUAGUGGUUGAUGGGUUUUUCUCUCUACCCGAUGAAAACUUCGACGCGCCUUCUGUGGAGUACCAGCUUCUUCCGUCAUAAGGUCAUCUCCGUCACCGACUUCUUCUCCUUCUAAACCGAUCUAGGGAUCCACCUUCGAUCCGUUGCCCAUAGAUCGAGAACCGAGGGAUAAGCGUUGACCGUUGUAGAAGUUAUCGGCGAGGACAUAGGGAGGAGGGAUACGCACUUGGUAACAUAAUCGGUCGCUCGAUCUCUUCCGAUUCGAGUUAGGAAGAUGAGUUCCCGCAAUCUGAUCUUCGAUUCGUCUUCUUCCUCCUCCUCCCGCAGCAGCUUGAUCCUCUUGGGAAGCUCUACCUCGGUCUUCUCAGGGGUGAAGUCGAUGGUGAUGGGCGCGGCGGAGGACGGAAUGGCGAGCGAGCGUCGGCCGUUUUUCUCGUCGCCGGAUGAGAACUACAAGGAUUUUUACGAGGAGCUGCUGCCGGAGAAGAAGCGCCAUCUCACAUCGGAGCAGAUACGCAUGUUGGAGCGGAGCUUCAAGGAGGAGAACAAGCUGGAGCCAGAGCGCAAGAGCAAGCUUGCUAAGCAACUAGGGCUGCAACCGAGACAGGUGGCUGUGUGGUUCCAGAAUCGCCGUGCCCGAUGGAAGAACAAGCAGGUGGAGCAUGACUACGAUCGUCUGAAGGCCUCUUAUGACUCGCUCAUCCUCAGCCACAAUGCCGCUCGCAAGGACAACGAUCACUUGCGUUGGCAGGUGAACUUUCUGCUGGAAAAGUUGCAAGAAAAUGAUCAACAGGGGACAUCUGGAGUCCCUGUGCCGUCGCUGGAUGAUCAGGCGGCAUUGAGCACGAACCCAAUGGCCCUGAACAUCCAGCAGAAGGUGGACGACCUCCUGAGCACUGGCAGUGGCAUAGGUACGGCGACUGCUGUCGGAGUAGAACCUCAUCUCCUGGUGGAGGAGCCCUUCCUCUCAGCGAGCUGCCACAAGGUGACACUACUGUCAGGCGCUGGCAUCCACUCCGAGGACGACAUUAGCGCCUGCAACUACCAUCAUCAGCAGCAAGAAAUGCAGCUGGAUGAAUGGUUGGAUUAUGUGCAAAGCAUUUUCCUCCACUGAAGAACAACAAUUAUGCUGCUCAAUGAAGUUCAAUGUAGAUUAGUCGAUCGAGUUGUAAGACGUGUGUUAUGUCAAUAUAUAGUUGCAAUACAAUAGAAUGCGUGGGGAUCAUCAUGGUUUGGCUCUUUGUCAUUUAAUGGAGAUUAAGAUGUGGAUGUUGAGGCUUGCGUGCACUGCGCAAGAUUAUGGUUACUAGUGUGAUAGUCCUGGUAAUCUAAUGCGACAAUAUUGAUGCAUAAUUGAAGAACAAAGCUGCACAACUUGAUCGA